UUUUUUUUUCACUCUUUCUUCCCUUCUCUUUUCACGGGUAAAAGAUCAACUCUUUUUUAUAUCCUUUUCUUCCUUUCUAUCUAUCGCAACACACUAUGGCUACUGCUGUUCAAUAUCUUCGUGAUCAAGUAACCAAAGAACUUCAAGGUUCUGUCACCAUCGUUGGUAAGUGGAAGGAGUUGUUUCCGAUUUUACAGUGCCAGACAAAGAAAAUUCAUGCAUGCAACUUUAAAACAUGAUGAAGUAAUGAUUUGAUUUUAGUUCGUCUACUAACUUCAUAUACUCGCUCGUUUUAACAUAGUGCUCGGUGCUUCGGGUGACCUUGCCAAGAAAAAAACCUAUCCCGCUUUAUUUGGACUUUAUCGUAAUGGCUUCUUACCCGAGAAUGUGCACAUUACUGGUUAUGCACGUACCAAAAUGGAACAUGAAGAAUACAUCAAUCGUGUGACUCAAUUCAUCAAGUUGAGAAAGAAUGAAGAAGAAGAAGAUCGAAAGAAGUUAGAAGAGUUUAAAAAGAUCACCAAUUACAUCUCUGGACAAUACGACCAAGAUGCUUCUUAUCAAACGUUAAGGGAGUAUAUUGAAAAGUGUGAAAAUGAACGAGGUGUGAAAGACGGUCAAAGAAAUCGUGUAUUUUACAUGGCCCUUCCUCCUUCCGUUUUUAUCCCUGUCGCUCAAGGCUUAAAACGUAAUGUAUACACAACCGAAGGUAGUGUGCGUUUAAUUGUCGAAAAACCUUUCGGUAAAGAUACAGACAGCUCCAACCAUUUGGCCCACGAAUUGGGUAAACUCUUCAAAGAAAAUGAGAUCUAUCGUAUCGAUCAUUAUCUCGGUAAAGAAAUGGUCAAAAACAUUAUGAAUUUACGUUUUGCCAAUGUGCUCUUUGGACAUGCUUGGAACCGUACCUAUAUCGACAACGUACAAAUCACUUUCAAAGAACCUUUCGGCACAGAAGGUCGUGGUGGUUAUUUCGACGAGUUUGGUAUCAUUCGUGAUGUUAUUCAGAACCAUUUGCUUCAAGUCUUAACCUUGGUUGCUAUGGAGAGACCUAUCUCUACAGAUGCGGAAGCUAUUCGCGACGAGAAGGUAAAGGUUUUAAAGUGCAUUGAACCUAUUCGUAUUGAAAACACGUUGUUGGGUCAAUACGUCGGUGAUGGUGAUAAGCCCGGAUAUAAAGACGAUGAAUCCUUGAAGGAUAAGGACAGUUUGACUCCUACUUUUGCUGCUGUUGCUUGCUUCAUUAACAAUGAGCGCUGGGAAGGUGUUCCUUUCAUCUUGAAAGCAGGUAAAGCCCUCAAUGAAGCCAAGGUCGAGGUCCGUUUACAAUUCCACCGUGUCGCUGGUAACCUCUUUGGCAGUUCCGCACGUAACGAGCUUGUCAUUCGUAUUCAGCCUAACGAAGCUGUGUAUAUGAAAUUCAACAACAAACAACCUGGUUUAUCUUAUCAAACAAUCACAACAGAUUUAGAUUUGUCUUACCAUGAGCGUUAUACAGAUUUGGCUAUCCCCGAUGCUUACGAAUCUUUGAUUUUAGACGUUUUGCGUAACGACCAUUCCAACUUUGUUCGUGAUGAUGAGUUGGAAAGAGCUUGGAAGAUCUUUACACCAUUACUUCAUAAGAUUGAUAACAGAGAAUCAGAUGUCGAGAUUAAACAUUAUCGCUAUGGUUCAAGAGGUCCUAAGGAAUUGGAUGAUUUCGUCAAGAAAUUCGGAUAUCAUCGUGAAAAUGCCAACUACGAAUGGCCUCGUCAAAAUGUCAAUCCUGCUUCUAACAAGCUUUAAAAGAGAAAUUUCGAAAUACAUACGCACACUACAAUACACACACACAUACACAUACAACAUACUCUCUGUCUCUUCUCUCUCUUUUUCUUUUUCAAUACCUUGUAAAAAAACUUGUCUCUAUUCCUAUCUCAUGAAGCAUACAUCAUUUCAUUUUUGCUGUACACAUUUUUAAAAUCUCGCAACUCGGCUUUAUAGCACCAUAUCAUCUAAUUUGAAACAGAAGGAUUGUCAUGCUGAUCCCUAUUUUUUAUAUAAAGGUUUUUUUUUUACUUUCAGCAUAUUGUUUACGAUUUCUCAUUUUAUUAAUAAGUGUGGCAGAUGAACUUUGGAAUGCAUUAUAAACUUAAAAUGAGC
Molecule: messenger RNA, 2136 nt
Organism: Mycotypha africana
Lineage: Eukaryota; Fungi; Mucoromycota; Mucoromycetes; Mucorales; Mycotyphaceae
Product: glucose-6-phosphate dehydrogenase
Exons: 3
Coding region: 418-1782 (454 amino acids)
Biological process (GO): glucose metabolic process; pentose-phosphate shunt, oxidative branch
Cellular component (GO): cytosol
Molecular function (GO): glucose-6-phosphate dehydrogenase activity; NADP binding
Source: RefSeq, a predicted model, not a curated record